Molecule: messenger RNA, 1899 nt
Organism: Metopolophium dirhodum (rose-grain aphid)
Lineage: Eukaryota; Metazoa; Arthropoda; Insecta; Hemiptera; Aphididae
Exons: 2
Coding region: 1-1899 (632 amino acids)
Source: RefSeq, a predicted model, not a curated record
AUGGAAGACUUAGUAUCAAAUUUAAAUGAGUGUAAUACUUUGCUGUCAAAAUUGAAAGAAGACACAUUGCCAAAUCCAAUUAUGUUUAUGUUAGAAAGUCAACAAGUGAUUAAUAGAAUAAAAUUGAAAUCAGAAUGUUUUUUAAAAAAUGCCAAAGUAGUAUUAGACAACUUAUCAGAUCCGUCUGACCAUAUACAAUCAGUUUCUAAACCAAAUUAUUUUGUUGAACAUGAUCCAGGGCGGCGGUGUGAUAUUACUUCUUCUUCACAAAGGCAAUAUCUUUUAUCAUUGGGUCCACACCAACCUAAACUUUUAAAAUAUCCAAUCAACAGUGAUAUUGAUCCAUCAAAACAAAAAAGUUUUAAUCCUAUUUGGUUAAAAGAAUAUCCUAUGCUAGAGUAUAGUUUGAUUACUGAUUCAGCAUAUUGUUUUGUGUGCUCAUUAUUUCCAAAAGGGUUAGGAAGACAGUUUUCAAAUGAAGCAUGGGUAAAGCAAGGUGUUAAUACAUGGCAAAAAAUGAAAAGUCGAGGAAAAGCAAAAUUAGGCAAGUUGGAACAGCAUUUUAAUUCUUUAUCACACAAAGCAGCUUUAAAUGAUUACCGCAGCUUUAUGAAAGAGUCAAAUCAUAUUGACAUUAUUAUGAAUAGAUCAAAAAGACAAGAAUCCAUCAAACUAGUACAAGAAAAAGAAUUUAAUAAACAAAUAAUUAUAAUUUUAUUUGAUAUAGCACGGACAUUGUGUAGGCAAGGGUUGUCUUUUCGUGGAGAUGGUGACGAAUCUAGCGGUAAUUUUAAUCAAAUGGUUCAACUUAUCUCUAGGCACAAUCCCUUAAUGAACCGUUGGAUAAAUGAAAAAUCAUCAAGAUCUUACAAUGUCACAUAUUUAAGCCCCCGUUCGCAAAAUGAGUUUAUUGAUAUUCUAAGUAAUGAAGUAAGAAGAAUUAUUGUGAAAGAAGUCCAGGAAGCAAGCCUAUUUUCAGUCAUGGCUGAUACAACCCCCGAUAAUUCUCAUAAGGAUCAAUUGGCAGUUUGUUUGCGUUAUGUUAAUAACAAUGGAAAAGCAAUUGAAAGGCUUUUAGAAAUAGCUGAAGGAGUAGACAAAACUGGCUUAGGAACAGCUAAACAGAUUAUUGAAAUUUUAACUAAACAUUCUUUAGGAACAGAUAAUUUGGUAUUUCAGUCAUAUGAUUAUGCUAGUAACAUGUCUGGGCAGUUUAACGGUACACAAGCUAAACUUUCAGAACUAGUUGGUCAUAGUGUUUUUUAUAUUCCAUGUCAAGCGCAUCGGAUGAACACAUUUUUGGAACAUGCAUGUAAUUCUAGUUUAAUUGUGUCAGAUAUGAUUGAUAACUUGGAAAACCUUUAUGUAUUUUUUUCAGCUAGUAAUAAAAGGUAUAGUGUAUUGAAUAAGCAAAUGAACAAUGUUGAUAAUACAUUACAACUAAGAAACUUAUCCAAAACAAGAUGGACAGCCCGUGCAGAGUCCAUUAAAGCUGUUUGGGCUUCAUAUGAAGCUAUAUGUAACACUUUACAAUAUAUUUGUUCACAUCCUGAGAUAUUCGAUAGAAAUACUAGGACAAAAGCAUUUGGCAUUAAUAAAAAGAUGCAUUCAUUUGACUUCAUUGUCUCCUUGGUAUUUAUGAAAAAUAUAAUGUAUAAAUUGAAAUCACUAACCGAGACAUUAGAAACAAAAAGUUUAUGUGUAAUUGAUGCUGCUGUUUUAAUAGAGGCUACAAUUAAAAAUUUAGAAGAUAUUAAUUCAGAUUCAGAAAGAAUAAAUGAUCUGAUUGACAGCGCAACCUUGUUCGCAGCAAAUCUUGGUAUAGAUUCAAAAUCUGAUUUCAAAGUUCAUCACCGUACAAGAAAACAGCCCACUUGGUUGGACGAAAAUGCUGAAUGA